Molecule: messenger RNA, 1248 nt
Organism: Dipodomys ordii (Ord's kangaroo rat)
Lineage: Eukaryota; Metazoa; Chordata; Mammalia; Rodentia; Heteromyidae
Gene: Serpinb2
Product: serpin peptidase inhibitor, clade B (ovalbumin), member 2
Exons: 7
Coding region: 1-1248 (415 amino acids)
Biological process (GO): negative regulation of endopeptidase activity
Molecular function (GO): serine-type endopeptidase inhibitor activity
Source: RefSeq, a predicted model, not a curated record
AUGGAAGAUCUUUACGUAGCAAACACCAUCUUCGCCCUCAAUUUCUUCAAGCAUCUGCUGAAGACAAGCCCCACCCAGAAUCUCUUCUUCUCCCCAUGGAGCAUUUCAUCCACCAUGGCCAUGGUCUACCUGGGUUCCAAGGGAAACACUGAGGAGCAGAUGGCACAGGUGCUUCAGUUUAACAAAGUGGCUGGCUAUGAUGUCACCCCCAGAACGCCAGAAAACUUCACUGGUUGUGACUUCAUGCAACAGAUACAGAAGGGAACUUAUCCGGAUGCUAUUUUACAGGCACAAGCAAGAGACAAAGUGCAUUCCUCCUUCCAAGCGCUCAGCUCCGCCAUCAACACAUGCAGCGGCGAUUAUGUUUUGGAAAGUGCUAAUAAGCUGUUUGGAGAAAAGUCUUCGAGAUUCAAAGAAGAAUACGUGGAACUCUGUAAGAAAUAUUACUCCACUGAACCCCAGGUGGUAGACUUCCAAGAAUGUGCAGAAGAAGCAAGACAGAAGAUUAAUUCCUGGGUCAAGAAUCAAACCAAAGGCAAAAUCCCAGACCUGCUACCUAAGGGUUCUGUAGAUGAAGAGACCAAGAUGGUUCUGGUGAAUGCUAUCUACUUCAAAGGAAAGUGGAAAACACCAUUUGAGAAGAAACUACCUGGGCUUUAUCCUUUUCGUGUGAGCUCGACUCAGAGUGUGCCUGUGCAGAUGAUGCACCUGCGGGAGAAGCUCAACAUUGGAUACAUAGAGGACCUCAAGACUCAGGUUCUGGAACUCCCCUACACUGGAGAUGUCAGCAUGUUCCUGUUGCUUCCAGACGAAAUUGCGGAUGCGUCCACUGGUCUAGAGUUGCUGGAAAAUGAGAUAAAUUAUGACAAACUCAGCAAGUGGAUCAACCGAGACACAAUGGCUGAAGGUGAUGUGGAAGUCUACCUACCUCAGUUCAAAUUAGAAGAGCGUUAUGAACUCAAAUCCAUUUUGAGAAGCAUGGGCAUGGAGGAUGCCUUCAGCAAAGGCCAGGCCAAUUUCUCAGGGAUGUCGGAGGAGAACACUCUCUUUCUUUCAGACGUGUUCCAUCAAGCCUCUGUGGAUGUGAAUGAGGAGGGCACUGUAGCAGCGGGAGGCACUGGGGCUAUUAUGACUGGGAGAACUGGGCAUGGAGGCCCACAGUUUGUGGCAGACCAUCCCUUUCUCUUCCUUAUCUGUGAAACCACAACGAAGAGCAUUCUAUUUUGGGGCAAAUUCUCCUCACCCUAA